GAUCCACGUACACACAUAAGACGGGUUCAGACACUUAAUUAUGUGAAUGGACGUGUGUCCAAAUAGUUGUGUGGUAAUCAUUAUCCUUUACCAUUUCGCCCCUUCUUCCUCUACAAAACCAAAGCCUUGUUUCAAGUUCAACUACCCAGAGAGAGAGAGAGAGAGAUGGGGCGUGGAAAGAUUGAGAUCAGGAGGAUAGAGAAUGCAACCAACAGACAGGUGACUUAUUCGAAGAGAAGGAAUGGGAUUUUCAAGAAAGCCCAGGAGCUGUCUGUUCUCUGUGAUGCCAAGGUCUCCCUCAUCAUGUUCUCCACCACCGGAAAAUUCCACGAGUACAUCAGUCCCUCUGUCUCGACGAAAAAGAUCUACGAUGACUACCAGAAGGCUCUUGGCAUCGAUCUAUGGAAAACCCACUACGAGAGAAUGCAAGAGCACUUGAGAAAACUGAAGGAGAUCAACAACAGACUAAGGAGAGAGAUCAGGCAAAGAAUGGGUGAGGAUUUGCACGGUCUGAGAAUCCACGAACUGCACUGUCUUGAGCAAGAAAUGGCAGAGUCUUUGACAAAUACCCGCGAUCGAAAGUAUCAUGUGAUCAAAACUUCAACAGAUACCUAUAGGAAGAAGGUAAAGAACUUGGAGGAAAGGCAUGGAACUCUCCUAAUGGGCUUCGAGCCCAAAUGCGAAGAUCCACACUAUGGGUUAGUGGAUGACGACGAUGGAGGCUACGACUACGGCGUUGCGUUAGGAAAUGGGGUCUCAAAUAUAUAUGCUAAUUACCGUUCGCAACACAACGACCACUCUCACCUUGAUCACCACGGAGGGGGAUUCGGAUCCCACGAUCUACGCCUCGCUUGAUUAAUUGGUACCAUCGGAGCUAGCAUCUCCCUUCAAUCGGCAAUGUCCUAAAAUCUUAUAUACCAGAAGUACUAUAUGUAGUAUAAGCAUGGCUACUCUUGAUGGCAUAACAUUGUAGUAUCUCGUUUAUCAUGGUGCAUGUCUGCUAUAUAUUGUUGGUGCACCUAUCUCGUUAAUUCGGGAUGAACUUCAAUGUUGAGGAAGUUACAAUCCAUUCUCCGAUUGUCCUCGCAAAUAAAUAGCUCUCGCUCUUCUGGUUGAAAAA
Rhododendron vialii is the source of this 1120-nucleotide messenger RNA. Its product is annotated as agamous-like MADS-box protein TM6. The coding region runs from base 166 to 855 and encodes 229 amino acids. The record is from RefSeq and is a predicted model, not a curated record. The transcript is spliced from 7 exons. Gene Ontology annotation, molecular function: DNA-binding transcription factor activity, RNA polymerase II-specific; RNA polymerase II cis-regulatory region sequence-specific DNA binding; protein dimerization activity. Gene Ontology annotation, cellular component: nucleus. NCBI's taxonomy places the organism in Eukaryota, Viridiplantae, Streptophyta, Magnoliopsida, Ericales, Ericaceae. Gene Ontology annotation, biological process: positive regulation of transcription by RNA polymerase II.